UGAUGAAUGUGUGAACAACACUGUUUGUGACAGUCACGGGUUUUGUGACAAUACGGCUGGGUCCUUCCGCUGCCUCUGUUAUCAGGGCUUUCAGGCGCCACAGGAUGGGCAAGGGUGUGUGGAUGUGAACGAAUGCGAGCUGCUUAGUGGGGUGUGUGGUGAAGCCUUCUGUGAAAAUGUGGAAGGGUCCUUCCUCUGUGUGUGCGCUGAUGAAAACCAGGAGUACAGCCCCAUGACUGGGCAGUGCCGCUCCCGGGCCUCGGGAGACUUAGAUGAAGAUCAACCCAAGGAAGAAAAGAAAGAAUGCUACUAUAAUCUCAACGACGCCAGUCUCUGUGAUAAUGUGCUGGCCCCCAACGUCACCAAACAGGAAUGCUGCUGCACUUCUGGGGCCGGGUGGGGGGACAACUGUGAGAUCUUCCCUUGCCCUGUCGUGGGGACUGCUGAAUUCACUGAAAUGUGUCCUAGAGGGAAAGGUUUUGUCCCCACUGGAGAAUCCUCUUACGAGAUGGGUGGUGAGAACUAUAAAGAUGCGGACGAAUGCAUGCUCUUUGGGCAAGAAAUCUGCAAAAAUGGCUUCUGUCUGAACACUCAGCCUGGUUACGAAUGCUACUGUAAGCAGGGGACAUACUAUGACCCCGUCAAACUGCAGUGCUUUGAUAUGGAUGAAUGUCAGGACCCCAAUAGUUGUAUUGAUGGCCAGUGCGUUAAUACAGAAGGCUCUUAUAACUGCUUCUGUACCCAUCCAAUGGUUCUGGAUGCUUCAGAGAAAAGAUGUAUACGACCAACUGAAUCACACGAACAAGUAGAGGAAACUGAUGUCUACCAAGAUCUGUGCUGGGAACAUCUGAGUGAAGAGUAUGUGUGCAGCAGGCCCCUCGUGGGCAAGCAGACGACUUACACGGAGUGUUGCUGUUUGUAUGGAGAGGCCUGGGGUAUGCAAUGUGCCCUCUGCCCCAUGAAGGACUCAGACGACUAUGCCCAGCUGUGUAACAUCCCCGUCACGGGACGCCGGCGCCCAUAUGGACGGGAUGCCUUGGUCGACUUCAGCGAACAGUAUGCUCCCGAAGCUGAUCCCUACUUUAUUCAGGACCAUGUAAACGAAUGUGAUGAGUUGAACAACCGGAUGUCUCUCUGCAAGAAUGCCAAGUGCAUCAACACCGAAGGCUCCUACAAGUGCCUAUGUCUGCCUGGCUACGUACCUUCUGACAAACCCAACUACUGCACUCCGUUGAAUACCGCCUUGAAUUUAGAAAAAGACAGUGACCUGGAGUAAAAGAGAAUCUACAUAACCGAAGCCCAUAUACUCUGCACUGUGUAAAGGGGAAGAGAGAGAUGUAUUAUACUUGAGACAUUGCACCGAACCCGGAAUGUCGGAAAUACGGAAACAUCGCGGAGUUGUGCGUCCUUGGGAAGAGGAUGAGAGGAUCCAGUGUGAGCCUGACUGGUGUGACAGACCAAAUGGACGUUUCUCUGAAAAACCAGUAUAUAUAGUCUGUUCAUAUGUAAAAUUCAGUGGAAAAGAGGCGGAACAGUGCUGUUAUUUUAAACAGAAGGUUGUAUUAUGAUGUUUUUGUUUUGUUUUGUUUCUACUAUUGCUUGAUUAAAUUUGGCAUUUAAAUAGUGGUGGAAAUAUUUUAUAUAAUUUUCAUUUUUUGGUUGUGCAGUUCCUUGGCUACUGUUUUUCUUCAGUUUUUUUUUUUUUUCAUUCUCAAGUGCACAAGUCUUUGAUAAAAUAUUGUUAAACUGUAUUAUAAGUAUUGUUACACAGGGUUAUGUUAUUCCUGGUCUGGAGCAUUUUUAAAAUCCACACUGUCUGUCCUGUGGAGCAGGCAGUGAUUUUUGUUUCAAAACUUUUAUACACAUUUGGAGGAAAGUACUUUAUAUUUACGGUGUAUUGUCUGAUUUUAAUGUCCAUUCUUAGCCAAGCUGCUAGUAGGCAUCAAUUGGAUCCUUUCCUGCAUUGAGAUGGAAGAACUAAUGAGCUUACGUUAGUAUUGUAAUUGUGUAAAGUAAGCCCAGCAAAAUUUUUGGAAAACUUGAUGACCCCACCGUAUUUACCAUUGUAUGUUAAAGCAAAAUAAAUCACCAUUUUUUUAGGAAAAAAAAGUCUA
Messenger RNA from Leptonychotes weddellii (Weddell seal), 2114 nucleotides. NCBI's taxonomy places the organism in Eukaryota, Metazoa, Chordata, Mammalia, Carnivora, Phocidae. The record is from RefSeq and is a predicted model, not a curated record.